AUGGACUGGCCGGUUCACAAGAUCAUCUGCAAGCACUAUACACAGUUCGGUACAACUCGACCAGACCUCGACCAUCAUAGUGCCAUCUACUUCAGUCCAAAUGAACCAAACCCGCGCUUCAUAUGGCUACACUUCGAAUCUGGCCACAACUACCCCACCCUGGAGGACCUAGCACCGCUCGGUGUCAGCAAGGAGCGCAUCAAGGCACACGCUUUUGAAGAGUUUGCUACGAAUCCCAUGCUCGAUCGUCAUAUUGAGCCGCAUCACAUUCUUGUCUCUUUGCCUGAGGCGAAGAAUCUCUGUCCUUGCUGCACUACGGAUGUAGACCCGAACGGCAGUCUUAUAAAGGUUGACCAGGAGCUCGCCGACUUCUUUCGUGGUCCCCUCCUCGCGUUUGGUACUCACUGCGAAGCCGACUUCAAUAAAAAGUCCUCUGAUCUCGACCUUGGACCAGUCGACUUCCGGCACGUCGUCGACAAUCUACGUAUGCUCUACUGCCAAUGCGAAGAUGACACCCGACACACGCUUGAAGGUGGACCAUCGAAGGCUAUCAAGGCUGUUCGGCUCAAUUGCAUGGGCGACACUGAUUUCGUUGGCCGGCCAAUACACGAAGCUGUGCUUGAGCCUAGAUCCACGCUCGAGUUGGACACCGAUGUAGUUACUCCCGUUGCAGACAGGAUCGGUAUGCCGCUCAUCGUCCGCAAGAUGCCACCUGCAGUGGUGUGGCGCGAUGCUCGUCGACCUUACCGCGUCAAGAACUUCCGCGCCGCUAUGCUGAACCCGCCCGAUCAAACCGGAGACACUGGCUCUCUCAUCCUUGUGCGCAAAGAUGGCAAGCGUCUCCACCCCAUGCACGUUCAGGCUCUCAUCUCAUACACUGCUACGAAAUUGAAGGAUCCCAAUCAUCCCAUCGACGCUUGCCUCCUUGCCGAGGAGCUGCUAGCCGACCGCAUCAGCCAGGUCUCAAAGGAAGACUUCCAAACGUGGUAUACAACUACUUGGAAGACGCGAUCAAUCCAGACCGCUCUGAUUCCCUCACCCUUCGAUAUCGAAACCGACUCAGAGACUGAUGAGGGCGAUUCCGAUAUGGAUGAAGAGAUGGGCGAGAGCGAGUGA
Molecule: messenger RNA, 1116 nt
Organism: Parastagonospora nodorum SN15
Lineage: Eukaryota; Fungi; Ascomycota; Dothideomycetes; Pleosporales; Phaeosphaeriaceae
Exons: 1
Coding region: 1-1116 (371 amino acids)
Source: RefSeq, a predicted model, not a curated record